AUACAGGCACAUCGCUGACCAGUCCAAUAUUUGCACGAACAAGUCAGUGCGAUUUGCUUGCUCCAUUGUACUACCUCGUAGUUCGCGAAUUAAAGAACACAAUUGUAUCAUGAUUGUAGUCUGCAACCAAGGAGGUGUAUGACGUCGACGUAUCACGGAAACAUCAUGGCUGGCCUCCCACUGUUUGAGAACACAGCUCUUGGUCAGAUGAGAGACGGCAUGACGAAAGACGAGAUGGUGGCCCAAUAUGACAGCUUUGCCGAGCUAUAUGACGAGGAAACCGCAAAAAGGGACUACCAGGGACCAAGAAUAUGCGCAGAGGCUUUAGCAAAAUGGUUGGGGGACAGAAAAUCUUCAUGUAUUUUGGACGUGGCUGCAGGGACUGGACUCUGUGCGGAGGAGUUGAGAAAACUUGGGUUUACUUCGAUAGACGGACUGGAUCCUAGCCAACGUUCUCUGGACUACGCCAUGUCCAAGAACCGAUAUAACAAGUACAUCUGCGAUUUUGUCGGCGCGAAUCGCACUUCAAACAUAGACAAUGACUCGUACGAUGCCGUCUCGUGUUGUGGAGGGUUUAUCCUUGGGGCAAUGGAACCUGAUUGUCUGCCCGACUUAAUCCGAUUCGUCCGGCCAGGUGGCUAUGUUUGUAUCACCACCAGGAACAACUACCUGACGACUGUGAAGGCGUACAGUGGCGGCAAGCUGGAGGCCGCCAUGUUGGAACUGCAGAACAAAGGAUUCUGGGAACAGGUGUCCAGAGACGUUGUUCCAGGGUAUCAUCCGGGCAUUGACGCAGUGAUAUUCGUUUAUAGGGUGCUGCGAUAGGACUUUUCAAAGUUCUCCAAGAAAAGAAAAUUUAUUUUCACAACAAAAAGUUCAAUCAAUGACUUUUGUACGGGUAGCAAUAUUUGCAAGAUUUUAUUAGUAUUACUUCUGUAAUAUCAUGAUACAACCAGGAGUGUCUUUCCCAAUAACAAAGCAUUAUGAUUUGUGCAUUGCGAGGAUUGUCACUUAUAAUCAAAUCUGCUUAUGACGUCGAGUGUUUUGAAAUUUGUUGUACCUAUCAAAGGAGUGUGAAUAAUCUAUUACUCGAACGUAAGACAUCAUAUCCAGAGCAUUCCAUGACAAAUAGAAUUUUU
Molecule: messenger RNA, 1139 nt
Organism: Branchiostoma floridae (Florida lancelet)
Lineage: Eukaryota; Metazoa; Chordata; Leptocardii; Amphioxiformes; Branchiostomatidae
Product: methyltransferase-like protein 27
Exons: 6
Coding region: 139-825 (228 amino acids)
Source: RefSeq, a predicted model, not a curated record